CUCCAUCCCCGGCUCUCACCGCGGUCACGGGUCAGGCAGGGCCAAGCACAGCCCCAGCUGCUGUCUCCCGCUGCCGGCGUUCCUUACAUAAUGGGAUCUCAGUGCUCGUGUCCAGCUCCCCGACCAGAGCUCGAAAACAAGCUCAUAAACAGGUCCUGCUAAUUUCUCCCUCAAGAGAAACCCUGGCGCCCACAGGAAUGCUGCCACCAGCAGCCGUCAUCACUCUCCCCAAGGACACUUACUCCGAGUAUCGGUCAUGUGCCGGGGAGAGAAUUAGCCCAGAUCAGCCACAUUCAUGGCACUCAGGACAGCAGCCGGGAGCAUUUCGGUUUAUUUUGUAUUUGCACUGCAGAAGGGUUUGGACACUGGUCCUUGCCUCCACACUGAAGUCCCCUAGGGAAGAUGUCCCGUGGAGAGCUGGUCUGUCACCCUGAAUCGCAGAGCCAGCACAGCCUCUGCCCUGAGCCCUGCCUCCCUGCAGCCAAGCCCGAUGGGCUCUCCUCGGUGCGCUCAACUGCGGCAGUUUGCCAUGGAUUCAGCACAGCUGGGCUGGGGAGAACAGCUCUGCCAGGGACAGCCAGCUGCUAAAGGGAGACAGCUCCAUGCUCUGUUAUCCUGGGCCCUGCACGAGCCUCGGCACCAGAGCUUUGGUCAGACACACCAAGGCAAAGACCCCUGCAGGUAGCCUGGAUUGCUGCCCCAGGCAUUGAGGAAGACGCUGAGCAGCCCGAAGAGGACCAGAGCCUCUUCCAUCGAGUUUGUGGAUGCCCUAGAAAUGGGAUGCAGAGAAGCCCUGGAAGAGCUCUCAGGAAGAUGUGACACUGAUCUCCACGACAUCUCACCAGCUGACAUGGAGCAGGCCCAGCGGAACCUGGAUGCAGAGCAAAUGCAGCAGCAGCAGCUGAAACUGCGGGACCGGCAGAAGUUCUUUGAGGAGGUUUUCCAGCAUGAUGUGGAUUUCUUCUUCCCAAUGUCUCACCUGCAGAUAGAGCACCGGAGACCUCCCUUAGGCAGCAUUUCCUCCAUGGAGGUGAACGUGGACAUGUUGGAGCAGAUGGAUGUGCUGGACCUGUCAGACCAGGACACUGUGGAUGUGUUUCUGGGCUGUGGGACAGAGGAGAGCGGCAUUGCUGGGUCUCUGCCAGGGGCAGAUGCCAGCCAGUGUCCAGAGGAGAUCACCCUGCAAGUGCCUAACGCAGCUGAGAGCAAGUCUCGCAUUUCCUCCACAUCCUCUGCCUCCACGGAUUUGAACAGCCUGGACACCAGUGAGGAGGGGGCCGAGACCCCCGUGGUGCAGUCGGAUGAGGAGGACCUGCAGGAGGACAGUCCCAAAGAGCAGGGGGUGAGAAGCUAGCAGCCAGCUUUGCCCUGCUCCCAGCCUCCUCCGUACGGACUUGCCAGCCCAGAAGGAAAGCUGCUGGUGCUCAGUAAAAGCCCUCCUGGACUGCUGCCCUGCCAGAGGGGAGAGAUGGUUUUCCCCUCCUCUCCCUCCACAUGUUCUCCUGGCAGCCAAAGGAGAAGGAAAGGGGUACCGUAAACUCCCUAAAUUAACUCUUCAGGCUUUGCUGCUAACACUCCCUGCUUCAUCACCCCCCUUCCCACACAUGUUCAGCAUCCCACAGCCCCACCAUUCCCUGAAAGCCAUCCCUUAGGAUCCCAGCUCCCCCUGCCCUACUGACAAAGGUUCUGUUCAGACAAGCACUUAACGAUGGCACAGAGAGAAAUAACACUGAUCUAACCAAG
Cyanistes caeruleus (blue tit) is the source of this 1743-nucleotide messenger RNA. Lineage: Eukaryota; Metazoa; Chordata; Aves; Passeriformes; Paridae. The record is from RefSeq and is a predicted model, not a curated record.